This is a messenger RNA of Rubroshorea leprosula, 1551 nucleotides long. NCBI's taxonomy places the organism in Eukaryota, Viridiplantae, Streptophyta, Magnoliopsida, Malvales, Dipterocarpaceae. The record is from the annotation of a GenBank genome assembly.
GCCACGUGACGGUUAAUAUAGCCGGCGGGAAUGUGAAGAAAUAAGGCUAACUUUUACCCACUCCUCUGGCUGACAUUUCUCCGGCUAUCAUCCUCUUCCUCAACUGAUAUUGGAAUUUUUUGGGUGAUUUUAUAAAUUAGAGCUGGAAACUAGGACACAACUCUCUGUGAAAAAUACAAGGGAAUAUGAUCCUGAGUCAUUUUAACCUUGAUGUUGUUCGAUGGGAUCCCCAUCAACUUUGCAUGGCUUCAAGUGGUGAUUCCCCUGGUAGUGUGACUUAUUAUGACAGUGAUUCUGCCCAAGUUGGGUAUGUCAGAGAAGGUUAUCAGGAACCCGUGCAUUUAAAUUUAGCGAAUGAUGCAGUUAUUGCAUAUGCUUAUCAAGAAGAACUUUCAAGAAUUGCAGCUGCAGAGGCAUCUGGGUUCGUUAAUCCUGGUGAAGCCUCUAUUCUUUCCCAGGAUUGGCUUGGACCUCUAGGAAGGGAGCAAAAUUCUGGUGGUUAUGAAUCUGACCAUAGACAAGCAGAAGAAAGAGAAACAGAUGAUCACUAUCAGGUUACCCAUGAAUUUAGCACGGUGAUUCGUGAUCAGGCUAAAGAAGAGUCCAGCAAAGGAGAGAAAUCUUUUCUUGAGGAAGAUUUGCCCCAUUCAAUUGAUAGGAUGGGUGGGUCAUCUGUUCUCGAUGGUGAAGUAGGGAAGAGGUUGAAUCAGAUGGUUCCUGUUCCUCAUGUUCCUAAAACUAAUGGAGAGAUACCAUCAGCUGAUGAAGAGACAUCAGAUCAUGAAAGGCUACUUGAGAGAUUGAAGUUGUACAAUCUGGUUGAGAAUAAGGUCCAAGGAGAUGGCAAUUGUCAGUUUCGUGCUUUAUCAGAUCAACUUUACCGCUCCCCUGAACACCACAACUUUGUCAGAGAGCAAGUUGUUAGCCAGCUCAAGUCUCAUCCUGAGAUGUACGAGGGUUAUGUACCUAUGGCUUAUGGUGACUACUUGAAGAAAAUGAGCAAGAAUAGUGAAUGGGGUGAUCAUGUUACACUGCAAGCAGCUGCAGAUUCGUAUGGUGUAAAGAUAUUUGUGAUUACUUCAUUCAAGGAUACAUGUUACAUUGAGAUCCUUCCACGCAUUCCAAAGUCCAAACGAGUUAUUUUCUUGAGCUUUUGGGCUGAGGUGCACUACAACUCCAUAUAUCCUGAAGGAGAAUUACCUACCCUAUAAGUAAAGAAAAAGAAGAAAUGGUGGAUGCCCUGAACUCUGAAACUAGGAGUCUAAGUUGCAUGAAUUGAGCCCCUAUCAGAUCUCAGGGAAUGCUGCCUAGAAGACUCCAUAGCUUUUGGAUUUUGGCUCCCCAAAGGCUGAAUCUUGGGUGUAACUUGGUUUUACAAUUCGAUAGCUUGACCAAGGGAACCUGGUUUUUGUAAAUAUAACUGUUGCGUGGGAUUGUAUACAAUAAUUUUGAGAUUUUUUUUUUUGUAAAAAAUCUUGAUGGAUAUAUUCAUACUUUCAUCCCCAUUCACUAUACUUAUUUGAUUGCUUCCAGUAAAAGCACUUGUAACAU